GUAGCAGGUCAGUUAAACUAUGCAGGCUACCGAAGUCAGUGAGGAUCAAUGAGGAUCAAAUCUGUCAACUUCAGCCGCAGAUAAAGUGACUUUAACUGAACACUGUGGAUGAAAAACAUUGUUGACACCCUGCUACACACGCGCCGUGUGCGCGCGCGCGCUGACUGGAAGCUGUAUUUCCACAUUCACACACCCUCGGAUCCGGUUGGAGGAGAGGUUCAACCGGGACAGUUGGUGGGAUGCAGAGAGAGGAAAGACGCUUCUGCCGUCGCUGUGGGUUUCAGGCCUCAUGAGCUUCUGACAGAGAGCUGCAGCAGGCAUGCCCAUCAGAGCCAAACACUGGACUCCUGAUCCCAAGUGACCUGUGUCACCAUGCCAACUCCCGCAAUCCUCACAGCAACCAGUAGUCCUCAGAGAAGUUGCUAGGUUUACAAACCCUUUACAUCUGUGUGAGCCUACAUAAAGUGGAUCCCCUCCAGUACUGAGAGAGACCAGGAGGCAGAGAUGGUUUGCCAGCGGGGUGCCCUGCUGAUUUUCAUGUUGCUGAUGAAGACGGGACUUGUGGGUGGAUGUGUGUGUCCAGCAGCCACCAUCUUGUCCCAGUUUCCCUCCGAGGUUCCUGCUGACAUCUGUUGCUUGAACUACUCUGGCUCUGCUUUCAGCCAUGUGCGCUGGUCUGUGUUUACCAAUGAGACAAACAUAGAGACACUGGAUCUCUCCUCCUGUAAUAUCAGUUCUGUUGAUAUGAGUGGCAAAGAGGCUUCUACAUUGCAGAAGGUUUACUUAGGUCAUAAUAGACUAACAACGUUGCCAAGGGAGUUUCUGGCCAGCCAGCCCAGUCUGACAGAGGUGGAUCUGAGCGGGAACCUGAUUCAGGAGCUUCCUGAGGGUUUUCUUCAGGACUCAGACAGCCUCCAGAAGCUGUAUCUGCAGGGAAACCAGCUACGCUUCCUCCCAGGCUCUGUACUGCAGAAGCCCAGUCUGCAAAGGCUGGAGCUGGAUGAGAACCCCUGGGACUGCUCCUGUUUGUUACUGGAAGGCCUGGAGGAAGGCAGAAAGGUUAAUAGGACCACUAAGGUGCAGGAUCUGGUGGGGAACUUGACCUGCGUCUCUCCCAGACACCUGGCCGGCAGGACUGUGUGGUCGAUGAGGCUUAGCGACGUGUGCCGCCCGGCUGGCCUCACCGCACUCUUCAUUGUGCUCCCUCUUCUCAUCCUCUCCGCCUUGGUGCUCUGCUGGUGCUGUGGCAGGAAGAGGAAGAAGAAAGAAGCACCUGUAAGCACCUCAAAAAAGAGAGCUUCCAGCUCCAGCUGCAAUGGCCAGAAGCAUCGCACGAAGCAGCAACCUGUGUCCACUGAGCAGAAAAAAGCUGGAAACUGUGUCAAUGAGGGAAUCCUGAAGAACCAGCUACUGCUACGCCCGGCAUCCACCCUCCUGGGCAGCACCAGGGACAUUUAUGAAGAGGUGGAGAUUAAGCUGGGCUCAGUGGAGUCUCUUCCCCGAGUCUCCUCACGCUGUUCCAGCUCCACAGAGGGAAAGCAGGGCUCCCAGGAGCCCGACGGGGCCAGUAAGACAGAGCUGGACACAGUCAGCGUGACAGAAGUGAUGAAAGACUCAGCUGACAGGGAGAAGGCUUACCUGACCCAAUCAACUGAAUAUUACAGCCUGGUGCCGGGUAUCGAACUGGAGGACUCAGACCACGGCGAGUAUGAAAACGUCAACCUCUCGUGACACCAUCUUAAAGGAAUAGUUCAACUUUUUGGGAAAUACGCUUUUGUUUUCUUGAUGAGAAUUAGAUGAGAAGAUCAGCACCACUCACAUUUAAACCUAUUUUCUCAAUCAGCUUCUCACCAUAAGUGAUGAGGUCUCACAGUUGGUAGUUUGGGUCAAUUUACACAAGAUAUUUCUGUAUUUGUGUUUGUUUUUCUCCUUGCUUCCAGUGUUCAUGCUAAGCUAACCUCACUUCCUGGCUCCAUCUCCAUACUUAACUCACAAACGAGUUGUAUCUGUCUUCUCGUCUAACUCUCGGCAAGAAAGUGAAGAAGCAUAUUUCCCAAAAUGUCAAUUAUUCCUUUAAAUGCACUAGAGACAGUGUGUGUGUGUGUGUGUGUGUGUGUGUUACAGAAAAAGCAAGUUAUCUAAUGACACAGAGACAGCCUGGUCCGACCACUGUAGUAUCACAAUGUAAGAGGAAGUGAUUUCAUCCGGAGCUUUUCCUGUGGGACCUGAGGAACGCAGUGACGGUUUGUAAGGCAGGCCCUCUAUUUGCUCUGGAAAAAAAUAGCAAAUUUAAAGACACCAAGGCACAAAGACAUUUAUUCUAUUUAAUGCUGCACUCCAUGCAAAUGUACACUUCAUGUUGUUUUCAUGUCUAUUACACAUUUUUAAUUACUGUAGAUCAAGCAAGCUUUUGUAUGUACUUUCCCUCACCCAAGUGUGAUUGUUAAAUGCAUUCCAGUUUGACUUGUUACGUAUUAUACUGCAUAGCUUACAGGAUGUUCCUUCACCUUAAACUGUACAUCCCGAAAUGUAGGUGCUGAACAGUGACUAAUCCCAUUGCAAUGCUCACAGUUAAUUCAGUGUGAAAUGUGGAAUGUAAAGCUUAGAUGAGAAGUCUAAAUUUAUAUAUGUCAUUGUUAAGCAAGAAUACAAAGACAGAUGCUUGAUCAUGCUUUAUGUCACAUACUAAAAUAUGUUGGAAAAUGGCAGGGCAGUCAGAUCUAAAUGCUGGUGAAUGCUGGUUUAAGAUAAAUCUCUAUGUAGUGCCGGUUCAGUAAUCUGAGAUACAGAGCAUUUUUGUGCAGUGGUGCUACAACAUAGUGACAUUGGAGACGACACCUACACAAAAGACAGCACUGAUCAAACAGGGUCAUCAGGAUGCAGACACUUGAUUGUUAUAUAAUAUGUGGAAAACAGAUGUCUCCCUCUCACACUUGCUGGCUUUGAAUACUAAUUGAUUCGUGUUCAGUGAGACACAGAGAGAGUGGGUGCAGAUAAGGGUGUGGAACUUCCUGGAAUUUAAAAAACUGAGGUGUAUUUUCCAGAAGGGUUUUCUAAAGCUUUAUUUACCGACAUUGUAAGGUUUACUGCUUUCCAAAUGCCAAAAGUCCUUAGGUCCAAAGACAAACAGACAAAUAAGUGAGUGUUGCGUGUUGUAAAUGUACAAUUUCUGCACAGAAAAACAACACACUUUAUAAGGCAGUGCACCCUCAGCUUGUAAGCUAACCUGAUAGAACUUCAAAAAUCAUAAACACAUCAACACGCUUAAUUUAUAUAUAUUUUAAUUAAUUUAAUUGUAAACAGGGUCAUGUCCUCUGUAUUUAAAUUUUUUUGUUUAUUUUUAGGCAUGUUUAGCAACAUGUGGCUAGCUUUAUUCUUUAAUUAUUGUUGCUACACCUGUCAGACUUUCCUUUCUCACGGCACAUAAGCAGUUUACAUUGAUAAGUAGUUGCAGAUUUAACAUCAUUCUUAGUGAUUUUUGAAACAAUGGGUUUACAAACACAGGCUUCUUAUAUCUAGCCGGCGACCAUAGAUUUUGCCGGCUGAAAUUACGUCACUGGCAGAUUUGAUCAGCUUUAUCUAUAUCUAGAUUAGCUAAUUAAGCUAACAAUAGCUCCAAUAAUUGGUUGAAAACACUCUCUCAGGCUGACUUUUUAAUGCUUCAAGCAGACUCGUUUUAAAAUGACAAUCGUGUAAAAGAGGUCUUGAAUAUGCACUUGAUAGCUACAUAAUAUAAUACAAACAAAACUAGGCUAAAGCUACAAAUGUCCCAGGCAAAAAGUUAUCAUCCUCACCUGUUGAUGAUCCGUAGGCCUAGAGUAUUUAAUGUUAGCUUACAUACUUAUACUUACAUAUUUUUAAACAUUAUGUUUUCACUUUUACUGUUACAAGAGAAAAGGCUUUUAGAAUGAGGACCAACUGAUGUGUCAACUUCCCCAAAUCCAAUAAAGAACAGGACAGAACUGCUAACAUUAGCUUAAACUCCAAUAGCAUCCAGGACCAGCUACCACAAUCCUCUAAUAAAUACCAAUACAUCCAUGUAAUUACUACACAUUGGAUGUGCUAGUUGUGAAUUGGGCCUUUUUUAACGUAACCUGGAAGUAGCACCCGGUUUUAAGCUAGUUGGGCAUGCUAACGAAUGAUUCGUACGUUAGAGCAGAUAAUCACACUUUUUUUAUUUUGUAUGCUUUUGCUCUUGUGUUUUUGGUUUUGGAAAGGUUAUAAAAAAGGACACCACCCUCCAAACUCUUUAGAUACUGAAUAUCAUUCUUGUUAUAGUGCUAUAUAAAUCCAAAAUUUGACAAGUCUGCUGUGCCGAGUUAUGGUUGCUAAGCUACAGUAUGAUUUUGCAAUCUUCGUUUGCGGGAUGGGUUUAGUUAACAGUUACAAUUAAAACCGUACACAUUGUGGGUAUUUUAAAUUCCAGUCUUUUUAGACUCAAUAUAUUUCAAUUUGACUUGCAUAAAUAAAGAACAAGUUCAUCAUUUCUCCACCAGAGUUUCAUUCCUGGCAGUAUAGAAAAGGCUUUGAAACAGCAUUUAGACCUUCAUUUUAGUAUAUUUGACGUUUAACUGAAUAAAGGAAAUAUGAAAAAUCCAAAUAGUUAUAAAAAUUUAGAGACCUUGUUUCUGGUCAAAACUUUCUGAGAGUGAUGACCUCAGUAUUUCUAAAAUCCUGGCUACGGACGUGAUUUUUUAGGUGAAAUUAGGCCUUAUGGAGUGUUUGAUGACUGUGUAUCUUAUCACAAAUGGUAAAACUGCUGCAGUAACAGCUAGGCCUACUAAACAACAUAGUAACAUUAAUAAUCCUUCUCUGUUGGGUAUACUGGUAUGAUACUUAAUAAAAGCACUGAUGUUCAUCACUAUGUUUAUCCUGGCAGAUGCACUAUCUUGAUUGUUUUGGGUUUUUUUGUAUGCAAAACAUUUGAAUAUUGUUGAAAGAAAAAUAAAAGCAUUUUUUUUUCAAGA
This is a messenger RNA of Siniperca chuatsi (mandarin fish), 4967 nucleotides long. RefSeq lists its product as uncharacterized. Gene Ontology annotation, molecular function: protein binding. The transcript has 3 exons. Gene Ontology annotation, cellular component: plasma membrane. NCBI's taxonomy places the organism in Eukaryota, Metazoa, Chordata, Actinopteri, Centrarchiformes, Sinipercidae. The record is from RefSeq and is a predicted model, not a curated record. Bases 505 to 1731 code for a protein of 408 amino acids.